Molecule: messenger RNA, 2604 nt
Organism: Mycena citricolor
Lineage: Eukaryota; Fungi; Basidiomycota; Agaricomycetes; Agaricales; Mycenaceae
Source: the annotation of a GenBank genome assembly
UCAGACAGCACUAAAUCUACGCAAGGAUGUAGCGCUGCUCUUUUACGCUGCGGCGCUAUAUCUCGAACCGAUAUAAUACCCUGGAAACGGCCGUAAGGACGCAUGGACCCAGACCGCGACGGAAUCACGUCAUAAAAUUCCGAGACUUGCGUAAUACCAACGGGAAUUCCACUCUAAAAGACGCUUGGACUCGCGCUGCACUCUCCCUCCUUCACCUCACAUUCCUUUGCUUGUUCCACCCAUGCCGACCCUCAAUGAAAAGCACAAUGCCGAGAUUCAAUUUGAGACUCCCGAAUGCAUUGUGGAGAGAAAGCAAACGCCGCUUCCCGUUCAUGUUCUACCUGAAGCCGCGCUAGUUGCUGACGGAGGACGUGAGGCCUGGGGCACAGUGGUCGCAUCUUUCUUGGUUAUGUUCUGCAGCUUCGGGUACAGCAGCUCCUUUGGUGUCUAUCAAGACUUCUACGCUCGGACGUACUUGGACAACUACUCUUCGUCUUCGAUCUCAUGGAUUGGGAGCGUCAACAUCUUUAUCCUGCUCUCAGGCGGAUUCGCCGCUGGGCGCCUGCACGAUCAAGGCUACUUCUACUAUCUGAUGUUCGGAGGCUGCUUACUGACGUCGCUGUCUCUGUUUAUGCUGUCGCUCGCUCAGCCAAACCACUUUUACCAAGUUUUCCUCACUCAGGGAGUCGCGAAUGGAAUCGGCGCAGGCAUGACCUAUGUGCCAUGCAUGGCCGUUCUAUCACAUCACUUCCAGAAGCGUCGAGCGCUGGCCAUGUCCAUCGUUGCUUCCGGCUCCUCUUUAGGGGCCGUUAUCCACCCGAUCAUGCUCAAUCAUACAUUGCACAGCGGACUGAGCUUCGGCAAUGCCGUCCGCGUUAGCGCCGGUCUCAUCUCCGGGCUGUUGCUCUUCGCAUGUUUGCUGUUCCGCACGCGACUCGCUCCCCCCAAGCAAACGAUUCAUCUCCGUCAUAUCUUGGUCAAGUUUGCCCGGGAUAAAGCCUACGUCACAGCGACUCUGGGGCUCUGUGUCUACACAGUCGGCUUCUACUAUCCACUCUUUUAUCUCCAACUUGACGCAGUGCAACACGACCUUGAUCCAUCCUUUGCCUUCAAUGCACUGGUGAUCAUGAACUCGUCGAGUUUCCUUGGCCGACUCGCCCCGGGCUUCUUUGCUGGACGACUGAAUCCCAAGACCAUGAUGGCCAUCAGCACGGCCUGUGGGGCCAUCCUGAUCCUCGCGAUGAUGGCCCUCAGGAACAUCGCCAGUGUAGUGACCAUCGGUGUCUUGUACGGCUUCUGCGCAGGAUGCAGUGCGUGUCGUCCCUCUCUCGUGCAGCAGGGCCUGAGCUGUCCGCACGUCACAGUCGUCACUCUCGUGGGCCCGCUCUUCGCUUCUCUCACCGACGACAUGUCCGAGCUGGGUGCUCGGCUUGGUCUCUGUACUUCCCUGAGUGGACUCGGAAUCCUGAUCGGCCCUCCCCUCGACGGCAUGCUAUUGACAGACAAGUUCUACUGGUGGCGUCCUGCUCUCUUCAGUGGGAUUAUGGCCGCCGUUGGAUGCGCACUGUUCCUGCUCAUGUUCGUUCUCCACAGGAAGAAGAGAGCAGCCGGAGUCGUUGUCGAAUUGGCCUUGGUCCAUGUCGACGCCCACAAGUGCUAGAUCUAUGCUCUGCUUGUCGAGUUUGUACAUCUAUCUAUAUUUACCACACAUACGCUCUCGGGCCGGGCCGGUACCCGGCAACUCCUAAUGCCUAUCAUAAUCAUACCGUCAUUCAUCACCUUCUGUGAGGCAGUCCCACUGGUUGCCCGGCGCCAUGUCGACGUCCUCUGGCUCUCAGCCUCAGGUAACCUCCAGUGCACCGUCGCCAGGCGGCGGUGGCGGCACCGACAGCACUUUUCCUGGUCCCGGUGCAGGGAACCCCAAGCUGUAUAUUUAUACCUUCCUCUCCACGGUCGUGGUGCUCACCGUAGCCACUGCUUUCCUCGUCCUGCGCACGCACCUCGCGCGGAGGAGGAUACAACGCGCGAUAGCCAAUGGGACCUUCGUAGCGCCUGGACAGCCUGGGAACGCGAAGCCAGUGACGCUGCUGCGGAGGCCAAAGAUGUACGACGUGUAUGUUGACGAAAAGGCGGAUGGGAAGGGUUGUUGGGAGGCAUUGCAUCCCGUCGCGGCUUUGGAUACCUCACUGUUGUACACGAAGCCGCCAGGGCCGGUGGAAAGUCCGAGCAACCACGCGGACCAAAGUCCACCGAGCAGGCGUCCAUUCACGCUGCGCACUCUGCUCAGACCGAUUCGUGCCGUCCGAGAAUCUCAGCUUCCAGAUUCUUUCUCCCCCCGUUCCGACGACCACUCCCCUCCUGCCGAGGCCGAGAUGUCCAAUCCAGCUUCCCCUUCCUCUCCUCCUUCUCCUCCCGCUCAACUCUGCGUCGCGGUGUUGGUCCACAUGCCCGACUCCCUGGCUGGCUGCAACAACGCUUGCGAUGCGCGGCGCAACGCCAAGGGAGACGAUAACGAAGAUCUGCCGUGUUAUGAGAUGGGAUUCGUUGAUGCCCGGGUUCUACGGCCAAUGCAAGUUGACUGAUCGUGUGUAAUACUAGUAGUCU